CCACGCGUCGCGGGCGCGGGCCCGAGUACGUGUCUGAGGGGGAGGCGGCGGUGGCGGCGGGGCCGGUGCGGAGUAGCCGCGGGGAGCGGGAUCGGCUCCAGCACCAACACCGGAGCGGUUUUAAUUAGACUUCGGUCGGCCCGGGUUUUAUCGGGAGCGGAUUUUAAAAGCGCCUCUCGUCCCUCUCCCUCUGCGGACGGGGCACCAUGUCGGAAACAGAGCAGCAGCUGGCGGCCGGCGCCACCCAGAACGGGCACGAAGCGGCCGAGAGCGCUGGGGAGCAGCAGGCCGAGACCGGCGGGGCUCCGGCAGCGGCGGCGGCGGGAGCGGCGGGAGCAGCGGCGGCGGCGGGAGCCGGCCCAGCAGCGGGAACAGCGGGCACGGCCGCCAGCCAGAAUGGGGCCGAGGGCGACCAGAUCAACGCCAGCAAGAACGAGGAGGACGCGGGGAAGAUGUUUGUUGGUGGCCUCAGUUGGGAUACGAGCAAAAAAGACUUGAAAGAUUACUUCACCAAAUUUGGUGAGGUAACCGACUGUACGAUAAAGAUGGACCCUAACACAGGAAGAUCCAGAGGCUUUGGAUUUAUUCUCUUCAAAGAACCUGGGAGUGUUGAAAAGGUUCUGGAACAGAAAGAACACAGAUUAGAUGGACGACUAAUUGAUCCCAAGAAGGCCAUGGCAAUGAAAAAGGAUCCAGUGAAGAAAAUAUUUGUUGGUGGACUAAACCCAGAAGCCACAGAAGAGAAAAUCAGGGAAUACUUUGGAGAGUUUGGAGAGAUUGAAGCAAUUGAACUGCCAAUGGAUCCAAAGACCAACAAAAGGAGGGGGUUUGUGUUCAUCACUUUCAAGGAAGAGGAUCCAGUCAAGAAGGUUUUGGAGAAGAAAUUCCAUAACGUCAGUGGAAGCAAGUGUGAGAUUAAGGUAGCACAGCCGAAAGAAGUGUACCAGCAGCAACAGUUCAGUAGUGGUGGAGGAAGAGGUAGCUAUGGAGGAAGAGGCAGAGGUGGAAGAGGCGGCGCUCAAAGUCAAAAUUGGAAUCAAGGUUAUGGCAAUUACUGGAACCAGGGUUAUGGGAAUCAAGGAUACGGCUAUCAGCAAGGUUAUGGUGGCUAUGGAGGCUAUGAUUAUUCAGGAUAUGGGUAUUAUGGAUAUGGACCAGGCUAUGAUUACAGUCAAGGCAGUGCAAAUUAUGGGAAGACACCAAGACGUGGUGGUCAUCAGAAUAACUACAAGCCAUAUUGAUCAAACUUAUUCAGGCCUGGCAGUGGUCACAGUUGAUGCCUACAAGCACUGGAUAUUCCACAAGUUGAAGACGGAAUACUGACUUGUUUACCUGAAGAUAAUAGGACUUCGGGGUAUUUCCUCAGAGAAAAUAUAAAUUUUAAUAUAAUUUCAUAAGCUUUGGAGGUUAGCUUGUCUUGUAGCUUCAGUGAUAUCAAACUUCUUCAAGUAGGAGCUAGAUAGAAAGCUGUUUAGUUUUUGCCAGCGUAUGUAAAACAAGACUUUUCUAUCUGCAUUGUAGAUUGUUUGUGGACACUUCCAGAUUCUUGUGCUUUCUGCAGUCAUUCUGGGGACUGAACUCUCAUUGAUAUUGAAAGAAGUUCCAUGAACACGACAUGUGCAGGAAUUUGAGUGUAGAAGCCCACAGCAUGAUUUGGAAUAGUGAACUGAUUUUAGUUUGGAGAUGACUGGGGGAGAUGGGAAGAGCAACUGUACAUUAAGGGAACAAUUACAGAUCUUCCUGGUAACAUCAAUGAGAGAUUUGCCUUCAACCUUUCACAGAAAAUUUUUUAGCUUUAAUUUGGGAUAUUAAAGGGGUUUUUCAAAAGCACUAAAGGCCAGUGGAAGCUUGUAAGCUGCUCCUUAUGCCUUUAAAAACCCCUACACCAAAAGUGAUAGCUGAGAACCUGAAAUGGAAGUAAAUAAAAUGCAUUUUCAUUGCUGUUUUGAGUUACAUAAUUGUUGUUUCUUGAUUUGUUAGUUGAUCUGAAUUUAACACGGAUUUAAUCUGUAUGGUGACCAAGGAAACGGUGAGUAACUGGCAGAGAUGCCAAGUACAGCCACAAAGCCAGUGAUGUGUAGGUGUAGCCCCUGAGCAGCCAACAACAGGUAACAAAUCCACUGCCUACAGCCCUGAGGCUGUGUCACCUCUCCCGAGCUUGGUGGCCAUUUCAGCACUGACCAGCACAGAGCACAGGCUCCCCCUUUCUCUGGGGAUAAGCUCAAGGACACCCAAAGCCUGGUCACAGAUGAGAACUCACAGACACCAGACAUCACCCUGCCUGUGUGGAGCACAAAGCACAUUCCCACUGUUCUUCAGAAUAUCAGAGCAAGACCUCCAGCACUAGGUCAGCCUGUACAGGGCAGGUUGCACCUGGAUGGUCACAUCCCUCUCUCAAUCCCUCUCUGGCAGUAGCUGCAGUAAGAGUGGCAGUGAAGCAAGGAUUUUAACAGAGGUUUUGGAUCUACUCAGUGCACCAAAACUGCCCCCCUUCUGUAUUCUCUAAGAUCAAGGCCACAAAGAGCCAUAAUACCAUGUUUGAUACUAUGGUCAGGCUCUUAAUUUCACCUAAAACUCCUAUGCAGAACCCAGCAACUUGUAUUGAGCGAAGUAUUUCCUCCAGACAUGAUCUGUUAAAUCAAAAUGGCAUUAAGGUGAUGGCAAUUAUAUCACUGGUCUGGUUAGGAUUAACCAGUUUUACCAAUAAAAAUCCACAGCUUA
This is a messenger RNA of Poecile atricapillus (Black-capped chickadee), 2721 nucleotides long. It is a transcript of the gene HNRNPAB, whose product is annotated as heterogeneous nuclear ribonucleoprotein A/B. The transcript has 9 exons. The record is from RefSeq and is a predicted model, not a curated record. The coding region runs from base 207 to 1241 and encodes 344 amino acids. NCBI's taxonomy places the organism in Eukaryota, Metazoa, Chordata, Aves, Passeriformes, Paridae. Gene Ontology annotation, cellular component: nucleoplasm. Gene Ontology annotation, molecular function: RNA binding. Gene Ontology annotation, biological process: regulation of gene expression.